CAGAGUAUAAAGAGCAGCUAUUUUAUACCGAGCGAUUUAGUCUCUUAUAAAAUAUCAAACAAGAUAUUGAAUAAUGCGACUGAUUCUGUUACUAAGUAUUGUUCUGUCAGGAUGUCUAGCCAGGAUUUCUGGUAUAGCACCUGAUUACGAAAAUUUGCUCAACGACAAUAUAUUGGACAGUAAAGACUUCUCACUGUUAAAAAAUCUCGCCCAACCCGUGCCAGUGUACUACCGGCAUCACGUGCCGAAAUAUAUUAAGAUAGACAUAGACGAAGAAGAAGACAAAGACGAAGACGGAUACGAAGACGAAAAUGAAGAUGAAGAUGAAGACGAAGAUGAACAUGAAGAUGGCGACGUAGACGAAGACCGAUACGAAGCCAAAGAUAAAAAUGAAGAUGAAGAUGAAGACGAAGAUGAAGAUGAAGACGAAGAUGAACAUGAAGACGGCGACGUAGACGAAGACGGAUACAAAGCCAAAGAUAAAAAUGAAGAUGAAGAUGAAGACGAAGACGAAUACAAAGAUGAAGACGAAGAUAAAGAAAAAGAGAAGAUAUCAGUGCACGUCAUCGCUCCGAAGAAAUAUAACCACCAUAAGUAUAACGUGAUCGAAGCUGCAGAUAUGACGGCUAAUAAGUUAGAAACUGCUGCGAAUAAUAAAGUGAAAAGAAAAAUCGACGAAUCGUCCUCCGAUACUGAAAACGCAGUGCAAACCUAUGGAAACGGCUACGGGGAUUUGAAGAAUUUCAAAAGUCCCCGUAAAUAUCCCGUCAAAAAACAUAUACCAGAACAUGACAACGAACAACCAACUGUUUCAAAAAGCUCAUCAAAACUUCUUAAUGCUCUACGGCGUCGGCUUUAUCCUAAAAAAGAUCCCUCGCCAUAUUACAGAAGACAAAUUUGGGGAUUAUGCGCUAACGGAUACCGGCUUGAUUCUCGGGGACGUUGCAGGGAGGUAUUACGUUAAAAAGAAAAUUUUUACUUUUCAUGAAUUUAUGUAACACUCAGUAUUCGUGAUUAGUAAUAUUUCAUCCAGACGUCAAACAAACUGUGUACUAUUCUUAGAAGCAUAAUAAACCGUUAUUUCAGCAUGCA
Molecule: messenger RNA, 1092 nt
Organism: Cephus cinctus (wheat stem sawfly)
Lineage: Eukaryota; Metazoa; Arthropoda; Insecta; Hymenoptera; Cephidae
Product: nucleolin
Exons: 2
Coding region: 74-964 (296 amino acids)
Source: RefSeq, a predicted model, not a curated record